Messenger RNA from Colletotrichum aenigma, 1197 nucleotides. RefSeq lists its product as uncharacterized. The record is from RefSeq and is a predicted model, not a curated record. The transcript has a single exon. Bases 1 to 1197 code for a protein of 398 amino acids. NCBI's taxonomy places the organism in Eukaryota, Fungi, Ascomycota, Sordariomycetes, Glomerellales, Glomerellaceae.
AUGCUCCCAGAGUGGAUCAGCAAUUCCGGCACCUCCAAUCUGUUCAUGCGAGCUUGCAGUGGUCUCGCCUUGAGAGGUUACAGUGCUUCCAACCUUGAAGCGUGUGCCAACGACACCAAGUCUUUCAUCAAUGCAGUAUUUGCCAAGAUUGGAUCGUCGGUGACCAAUGUUGCCUUGUGGGAUGCUUGUCAUGAUUUGGUGAUGGCGCGAAGAGCAGCUGGAGCGGUCAACCGCCUGGGAGUCAAGAGAAUGUCACAUUUGACUUUGACUACGCCAAAUGUUGGUCGAGCCGGUGAAACUAUUGAGCGCGUGUACAACGCCAGGUUCAAUGAGGACAAGACGCUUUAUCAGCUUCCAGGGGAUGACGAUCCUACAUUGAGCAUCGUCAGGGCGCCCGCAGGAACUGGCCCUGGUAACAUUGGCCUUUCAAUGCGGUUCUCCGUCUAUAACUUGGCGAGGGCUCGUGCAAUGCUGAAGGCUGACGGCGCAGCCUUCCACGAAGUCAAACUUGAGGAUGGCUCAAAUGAGCUUGGUCUCAAACGCGAGGAGGCGGGAUAUCCAAUAAGUCUUGCGCAGGCCCCUGCUUGGGAAUCCUCUAACGGUGCCUUCUCCAACUCCUCAGAAGCGCUGAAGUCGGUUGCUGGGCCGGCCUACCAGCUCGAUCAUUAUGCUGCCAUCAUGCCAGACGCCACCAAGAUGAAGAGCUUUCACGAACUUAUGAUGGGUUUCACGCACUUGCGGACUUUCACGGUGAACGCCGGUUCCCGUACCAACGGGGAAGACGACGGCUUGAUUCAUGUGAUGGGAUUGCCGUUUGAUACGAAGCGGGUCCUGAUUCUGACCGAGGGACUGAAUCAGGAUGCUGUAUUCACGAAGCUCAUGAACAAGCAUUGUGGUGCUCACGUUCACCAUAGGAUAGAAGACGUUGAUGCUGUGUUUGCAGAGGUCAGGGAACAGGGUUGGCAGACAACAGCAGAUGUGCCCAGUACAGACCUGGCUACAGGGCUUCGGCAAUUCUUCUUGAAGGAGGAAGAGACCGGGUGUAUCUUGGAGUUGAUUGGCAGAGGUGAAAAGAAUGAAGCUCUGGCUGGAGCCGAAGAUGUGGAGGAUGCAGCUGGUGCUGGCGGCUAUGCCACUGGGCAAGGAGAGUUUCGUACGGACAGUAUUGUGGCCUUAGCUAGAUCCCUAGACGCCUGA